AGAGAGGGGGGGGCGCGAGCGAAAGGAAAGAGGGACAGGACGAAGGAUGAAUGGCCCCGGGAGUCAUCAGCAUCGCGGCUUGGGCAUGCAUGGACGUUACAGAGCCGUGAUGGCCAAUGGCGCCCCGUCGGGGCCGCACGCGCGCGCCCCGGCACCGUCCCAUCCCCGCAGCGGUGGAUGGCACCCCCACGGUCCGCACCAGCAGCAGCACCAGCAUCAGCACCAGCCUCAGCAGCAGCAGCAACAGCAGCAGCAACAGCAGCAGCAGCAGCAGCAGCAGCAACAGCAGCAGCAGCAACAAUUCGCCACCGGCAGCAAGGAAUACCCGUACCGGCAGUGCCCGCCACGAUAUCACAAUGGGGAUUGCCCCGGGGUCGGCACGUCCUCCGGGCCGGCCGGCAAGGAGGUUUCCUAUCACGGGAACGUGGGCGGAAGCAGCGUGGGAUAUAAGCCGCCCCCGCAGCACAGCCCGCAGACGAGGGGCCCGCCGCCGCAUUUCCCCCAGGAGCCGGUUGGCCCGCCGGCCAACUCGCCGCCGUUGCACAUCAAUAUCUGCGGCCAAGAGAACACGAUGCGCGGCCCUAUUCUGAACAUGAGUCCCGGCCUCGGAGCCAGCGGAGUAGACAUGGAGUACCGCAGGAAUUCUCAAGCCACGAAUCAGCUACCUCUGAGUCCCGUGCAGAUCCAACCGUCGCCGCCGUACUACAGGCAGCCUAGUCAAGACGACGGUAGAAAGAGCGAGUCGCCGUCGAGGAAGCGUCGUCGAAUUUCUCGCAACGGCACUGUGUCUGGUAUAGAGGUCCGAGAGACGACGCCGCCGGCGCCAACGCCACCCCUGCACACGACCCCACCGCCUUGGGAAUUCGGGGGUGCGCCACAACGACGUUCGCCUCGCAAUCGCAUCUCCACCCGCGGCAGCCCAACCGUCAGGAAUCGUUAUCAGCGAUACUUGGAAUCGUACGGACUCUCCUAUCCUUUCCUGCCGAAUCCUCACAACAUCCACAAUCACGGCCUCCACAAUUCGCAUCACAACAUCCAUGGUUCCCACCCUCAUGGACUGCAUAACUCUCACCACAGCAUCCAUAAUGCGCAUCAGGCGCAUCCCCAUCCGCAUCCGGCGGCAGGCGGCACAGGGCAUCAUCCCGCGCAGGGUACGAACGCCCCCGUGGUCGUCGACGUGGGUCAAGUUGGGGUAUCUGGCCUAGGGGUUGCCGUUAGUGGAGAGCCGCUGUGGCAUCCGCAGGCGACUGGCUAUAGAAUCCCAUGUCAGCUCCACAGUCUCUAUACGCCACACGGAACACAUCCGUUUGGACAUUCGUGUCAGGUGACUCAUCAUCACAAUCAUUAUUCUGCUGCACAUCCGACGCAUCCAAGUCAUGGAAUCGUCGGUUCUUUGGUGGGUGCCGCUCCCAGAGGGUACGCGCCACCGGCCGGGGGUGUUGCAGGUCUGCACACUGCAGGUCCACCGCCCGUCCACACCGAUUACACAGCACAUCAUCAAUUAUCUCAGCAGAGAGAUGUCGAGCUGGAACUGAUAGAGUCCCAUCAUCACAGAGUGGGCGCCGCAGCUGGUGCGCCAUUGCCAUUACCACAUUCGUAUUCCCCACCGGCUCUUACGCCGACAGUGACGACACCGCCGCCCAUAUUCCUAUCAGAGACGCGAAAUAGUCAAUUGGAGAUUGUACAGAACAGAUCUCGGCGACUGACGUCUAACGUUCUGCGACGGCCGAGAUUCGGUAGAUGGAGGAGCACGACUCAGUUACCACCCAUGGCUUAUCCGGGAUAUUUACUACACUUCCUAGCGAUGUUCAGCAAUCCACCGCUAUCUCCCUACAACCAGGCUGAAUUAUCUUCGCCGGAUUCGGUGACGGAGAAUUACGAGGCGCUGCUAUCCUUAGCCGAGAGACUAGGGGAGGCAAAACCGCGAGGUUUGACUCGCGCGGAAGUCGAACAGCUACCCUCUUACAAAUUCAACGCGGAAACACACCAGGGCGAUCAGACUAACUGUGUUGUGUGCAUGUGCGAUUUCGAGGCCCUCCAGUCAUUACGUGUUUUACCGUGUUCUCACGAGUUUCAUUCAAAGUGCAUUGAUAAAUGGCUUAAGUCUAAUCGAACGUGUCCGAUAUGCCGUGGUGACGCCGGAGAAUAUUUCGGUAAUAGCAGCGGCGGUUCUGACUGACGCCAGGCCAGCGAUGUACACUAGCGCGAAACGUCGCAGCCAUCGAGAACAUUGCCACUGCGCAUUAGUGCGGGGAUGCCAGUCGUUGCGUUGCUGCUAUUUCACGCGAAUCUGUGCCGUUAAACAUUCGAUCAUCUGCUUACGUCGCUGGCGAGAGAUGUUUUCACGGUCGAUGGUCAACUACAAAACCAUGUUUCGACCAUCGGAAAUAACGAUGCUGAAACUGGCUGAAUACAAAUGUGAUGGGAAUGGUUAUGAUCGUACGAUCUUGUUAUAUAUCCCA
This is a messenger RNA of Pogonomyrmex barbatus (red harvester ant), 2462 nucleotides long. RefSeq names its product ring finger protein murashka (gene mura). Lineage: Eukaryota; Metazoa; Arthropoda; Insecta; Hymenoptera; Formicidae. Gene Ontology annotation, biological process: protein ubiquitination. The record is from RefSeq and is a predicted model, not a curated record. Gene Ontology annotation, molecular function: ubiquitin protein ligase activity.